Ylistrum balloti is the source of this 3721-nucleotide messenger RNA. RefSeq names its product organic cation transporter protein-like. The record is from RefSeq and is a predicted model, not a curated record. NCBI's taxonomy places the organism in Eukaryota, Metazoa, Mollusca, Bivalvia, Pectinida, Pectinidae. Gene Ontology annotation, molecular function: transmembrane transporter activity. Bases 195 to 1907 code for a protein of 570 amino acids. Gene Ontology annotation, biological process: transmembrane transport. Gene Ontology annotation, cellular component: membrane. The transcript is spliced from 11 exons.
AUGAGGAUUAUGUACGUAACAAGAUCGCAAUUAUAUUGCAUCUGCAAUUUGUGCCUUCUUGUCUUGUUUAUAGCAGUGAAAGAUAAGACUUCUUCGGAUACGAUUGUUUAAUUGUCUAAAUAUGACUAAACUAUUGACUUGACUGUCGGUGUACAUCAAAAACGUAUUUUCUGAAUUUUGUCCUACUUGAAAAGAUGCGGCUUUGUUCGAAAUCCCUUGUCCCGAAGACGUUUCCGACGUCCGGCGUCAUGAAGCUGGACGAAGUUCUGGAGAAGAUCGGUCAGUUUGGACGCUACCAGAAGAUCAUAUUUGUGUUGAUAUGUAUUCCUGGUAUAAGUUGUGGUAUUGUGAUGACGUCGGCGGUGAUUUUACUGGGAGUACCGAACCACAGAUGCAGUAUUCCCGGAUAUGACAAUGACACCUACUCCAUUCAAGACCCAGUACACCAAGAGUACGUGGCUAGGUAUAUUCCACCUUCUACAGAUGGAACAUCUCUUUUAUAUGAUAAGUGUCACGUAUACAGCUUUAAUGCCUCAAGUACAACGUUCGACAACUCCAGUCAUCCAAUCAAUGCCACGCUUGUGAAGUGUACGUCAUGGGUGUAUGACGAUAGCGAGUUCUUUGAAACGUUUGUAUCAAAGCAUGAUCUUGUAUGUGAUAAUCACUACAAAGUCUCCACAGCUAAGACCAUUUUCUUCGGCGGUGUUUUGGUUGGCGCUCUAGUCUUCGGUUCCCUCUCGGACGGCCUUGGCCGUAAAAAGACCAUCAAUGUGGCAAUGGCGUUGCUGUUUUCAUCGUCGUUAGGUCUGGCUUGGGCCCCCAACUAUAUUGCCUAUGUAAUCCUCAGGUUCCUGGCUGGUAUGGCGUUCUCAGGGACAUUCAUCACGGCAUAUGUCAUAGGUGUGGAAAUAGUAGGUCCUUCAAAGCGUAAAUACACAGGCAUAAUCAACGAAAUUUUCUUCGCUUUUGGAGAAUGUUGUUUAGCGGGGAUUGGAUACUUAGUGAGAGAUUGGCAUUACGUGGAAAUAAUCAUUGCAGCACCAAUGAUAUUGUAUCUGGUUUACUGGUGGAUAAUUCCUGAGUCGCCAAGAUGGCUAAUCAACAAGGGUAGAUUUGAUGAAGCUGAGGAAAUACUAAGAAAAGCAGCAAAAUUCAACAAGAAAGAUUUGCCUGCAAAAAUACUAGACAGGGAUAUCAAUGAAGACAAAAAGACAGAGAAAAUUUACAAAAUAUUUUCAUCACGGGUCCUUCUUAUCAGAACAAUGAUUAUCUUAUACAACUGGAUGGUCGUUAGUAUGACGUAUUAUGGAUUGACCUUGAACUCAGGAAAUCUCAGCGGGGACGUUUACCUCAACUUCUUUUUCUCUGGAUGUGUAGAGUUCCCAGCCUACAUAAUCAGUAUCAUCUUCCUCGAUCGGCUGGGCAGGAGGACACUUCAUUGUAUAAUGAUGCUUGCUGGGGGCUUAGCGUGUCUAUCAACAAUAUUUACCGUGUUGUAUGGCGGAGAAGAUCUCCAGACUUUAACCACAAUCCUAUCUUUGGUUGGGAAACUAGGAUCAUCUGCAGGAUUCGCCCUCAUUUAUAUAUUUUCUGCGGAGCUCUUUCCGACCGUUCUCAGGAAUGCCGCCAUUGGCAUAUUCUCGAGUGGUGCUAGGGUCGGUGGUAUGAUUGCUCCUGUCAUUGCAGACUCGGUUACUAUUAUAGGCGGUAAGAUGGGGCAGGCCGUCCCGUUGGUGAUAUUUGGAGCGGCAUCUGUCCUCGCUGGUAUUCUCACACUUUUCCUGCCUGAAACACUCAAUACCCGACUGCCAGAAACAAUAGAGGACGCGAGAUUAUUUGGCACUGAGAAAUACAAACAGAAAGACAAACAUGAUUACCAGGAAGAGGAGUCGACCACAAAAUUUUAAUAAGAAUUUAUAAGUUAAAUUCAUUUCCAAUUAAGAACUAUUCUUGAGAGCAUUUCAAAGAAUAUUGCCAUUAUAGAUUGUACAAAAGGCACACAAGUAAAUAACACUUUUUGAUACAAAUGUAGAGUUAGAUAAAGCAGAGCCAAACAAUGAAAUAAAUUGCAUCGUACAGCUGUUCCGUCCUUCUUGGACUCCUUAGUGAUGCGAAGGGCCUAGUUUGAAGCCUAGAAGCAAUUUAGGAAAAUAUCAAAAGAAAAUUAAAACCUAGAUGGGGCGGUCCAUUGUCACCAUCAUUCAAUAAAAAUGAUUAUAAAAACAUAGAAUAAGGAAACUUAAGUAUGUCUGAACAAAACUUUUCUUCGGUUAACUAUAGAUUGAAAAUAACGUUUUGAAAGGGAGUUCAUAUCAUCAGUAAUUUUGUAUAGGUAAAUUAUGCAAUAAUUGUGUGAGUGUGUGUUAUUGGAAAGGCGAUGCAGAUUUAGAAGAGGAGGCAAACACAUUGUUCACAUUAUUGGUUUUGUUCAAACAAUCAAUUUUGUUGUAAAUAUUAACUUUAAUUUAGAAUGACGCACAUCUUUCGGGAGACCUAUUCUGGACAUUUAUUUUCAAUAACAUACGUUAAAGAAAUAUUUUGGUCAAAUCAAUGUUAGCGGAAUCUAUCCAUAUUGGAGUUGAAUACGGAUUCACUCGCUGUUGCAUUUUAGAACAAUGUUAUUUGUCUAAUAAUUAUUGUUAACAUUAUCAAAUAUAUGGAAUUUAUAGCGGCAUUGCGAAAAUAAUAUUUAGCUAACCUUUCACUAUAUAUAGGUAUGCGUCAUUAUCAUUCAAACCUUAAUUUCAAUUUUUCAACACUAAUACAAACCAUUUCCAUAAAGCCGUUUUUAAACUAUACCAUGUAUUGAUAAAGCGCAAUAACAACCACGGGCAGAUAAUUUAUGUAUGAGAAAUUGUAGGGAAUGUCGAACUCAAUAAGUGUCAUGCAAUAUCGUUUCGUCGCCUUGUAAAGCGAUAUUGAAAAAUAACACUAAGGACAAUUUACAACAAAAUAUCAAUUUUUGCAAUAUAACAGAUUUACGGUCAGAGAUUUCAGUACCAAUUAUUCCAGGAAACCAACUCUACAGUCCUGCUAAAAUACUAUAUUUUACUUUCCACAUUUUGCAACUAAAUGAUAUUUCGGCAUUUGAGUGAUAUAUCAAGAUACAUAAAUCAAGACGUGACCAUAGAUGAUACACUAUAUUUUUACCUCAAGUUAAAAAUUGACAUAUUCAUCUAAUAUGCUGUGCCUUAAAGGUAAACGGGAUCCACGUCCAGAUGUCAACACUUUCAACAUUAAAGGACAUGAUGUCUUUCCUGUUGGAAUGGUAUCUUUCUUCUUACAAACGUUAUUUUUUUUAUAAAUUGUUUACCAUUUUUUUUUCAAACGUGUUUUAUUAAAUUUGAUAUUUAAAACGCUGUUUAGGGAAGUGGUAUCGUGUUUACAAAGGGUUUUAUACAAACAUAGUCAAAUGUCCUAUUUUCAAAACCUAAACCAAUAUAAAAAACAGAAUACACAUAUUUUUAUCGUAUCUAUGUAGGUAAGAAGCAAACACACAAGCAAGCAUUGCUGAUUUGUUGAUAUUUUACUGAAGGGCUGGUAAUUAAGUCAAAAUAAUACCUCAAGUAGCAAAACCAGUUUUGCAUUAUCUUUAAAUGACGCGGGCAGCUACAGGCCGUUGUUAUUGAACUUUUUACACAUCGUACAGAUGUAAUGUAAUGAAUUCCUACGAUUUCUUAUAGAUUCAUCGUUUGCUAUUAAUAAAAUACAUUGACAUGUA